Messenger RNA from Parasteatoda tepidariorum (common house spider), 1117 nucleotides. It is a transcript of the gene Ufd1, whose product is annotated as ubiquitin fusion-degradation 1-like. Gene Ontology annotation, molecular function: polyubiquitin modification-dependent protein binding. Gene Ontology annotation, cellular component: VCP-NPL4-UFD1 AAA ATPase complex. Gene Ontology annotation, biological process: ERAD pathway; ubiquitin-dependent protein catabolic process. Lineage: Eukaryota; Metazoa; Arthropoda; Arachnida; Araneae; Theridiidae. The record is from RefSeq and is a predicted model, not a curated record.
AUUUAAAAAGAAGUUGGCAAUAACUGUUAUUUGUUUUCUUUCGAGUUCAGUUUUCUUUUUGUAUAAUGAUUAAUCAUUUAUUCCAGCUAGUUCUAUAAAAUAUAAAAGAAAUUUUAUUCUGUCGUACAAUGUUUUCUUUUAAUGGGUUAUUUGAACCUGUUCGACCAUUUAAUACCCAGUAUCGAUGUUAUUCUGUAUGUAUGCUUCCAGGAAAUGAGAGAAAAGAUGUCGAACGAGGUGGAAAAAUCAUAAUGCCUCCAUCAUCUUUAGAUCACUUAGCACGUCUAAAUAUUGUAUAUCCCAUGCUCUUUAAAUUGACAAACAAAAAGACUAAUCGAAUUACUCACUGUGGUGUGUUAGAGUUUGUUGCUGAUGAAGGAAAAGUUUAUUUACCAUACUGGAUGAUGCGGAAUCUUUUAUUAGAGGAAGGAGGCAUAUUGCACAUUGAAAAUGCCACUUUACCUGUUGCCACUUAUUCAAAGUUUCAGCCGCAAACAGAAGAUUUUUUGGAUAUCACAAAUCCCAAAGCUGUCUUGGAAAAUGCUCUAAGAAAUUUUGCUUGCCUUACUACUUCUGAUCUCAUUGCCAUUGAUUACAAUGAUAAAAUAUAUGAAUUUUGUGUGUUGGAAACAAAACCUGGAAAAGCUGUUUCCAUUAUAGAAUGUGAUAUGAACGUAGAGUUUGCUCCUCCUGUGGGAUAUGUUGAACCUGAAUCAAAAAUGCAGACACAAGAAGAUGAAAAUCAGCCUCCUUUACAAGAUCCAAAUAUUCCUUUACCCGAUGGAUCCUUUUUUGCAUUUCAAGGUAAAGGUGUGAGGCUGGAUGGUAAACAAAAGAAAGGAUCUGAUUUGCCAGAUAAAAUACUUAAUAUCCCUCCCCCUAGAAGAGGAAUUCCUGAUUACGAUUAUGAAAUUGGCACUUUAAGAUUUAUUAGAACUAUAAGACCAGAGGAUAUAAAUAAUGAUAAAACUCCUGAAGACAAUUUUGAAGCUUUCACUGGAAAGGGAUUUACUUUACGGAAAGGAAAAAUUAGAGAUUGAAUUCGGAAGCAGCACCCAGAAAAUUACUUCUGUAAUAUACUUGUAUUUAUAAACCCUUAUUAAAUUAACUCCAUUUU